AUGGAAUCGGAAAUAAGCAAGAUGCAGACGAAGAUGCCGCCGAAGAACUUCUCUAUAGAGUCCAUAGUGGGCCUGAACGAGCGCCGAUCGCCUGAGAUCGACAUCGAGAACAGCAUAUCGCAGGAUUACGCGACGGAGAACGCGCAUUCGGAGGACGAGGACGUAAAAAUGAGGAACGGCAAAAUGGGCUACUACUUCCAGCAGAGCCGCGUGCCCAAUUUCCCAUUUUUCAUGUCUUACGAAAAGAGGGCGAUGGCGAACGGUUACCAAGAAGGUCAAGUUCAAGAAGACUUAAAGAGAUCUAGCCCUUCCAGUAUAAGAAGCGAGGUGGACAGCGACGGCGCCGAUGACAGGCCACAAGCUGGUAAUUUUGGGGGUUCAUUGGACCUUUACGAUGGAGGACUCAAGUUCCUG
Molecule: messenger RNA, 414 nt
Organism: Iphiclides podalirius (scarce swallowtail)
Lineage: Eukaryota; Metazoa; Arthropoda; Insecta; Lepidoptera; Papilionidae
Source: the annotation of a GenBank genome assembly